This is a messenger RNA of Helobdella robusta, 402 nucleotides long. RefSeq lists its product as hypothetical. The transcript has 3 exons. The record is from RefSeq and is a predicted model, not a curated record. NCBI's taxonomy places the organism in Eukaryota, Metazoa, Annelida, Clitellata, Rhynchobdellida, Glossiphoniidae. Bases 1 to 402 code for a protein of 133 amino acids.
AUGGGAGCUUCGUUAUUCAAAUGUUGUCAGCCAUCUACAUUCGAGGAGGUCGAGCUCAACAAACCGGAACCGGAAGAAGAUCCUCAGUCACGUGACCUCAUUAUUUUGAAGAACAUGAUAUCCAAAGACACACACACACACACAACCAUCAACAAAAACGCAACCCACAUUCACGCAUCUUUGUACACGGACACAAUUCCUAGCUACGUACCUGGAAAAAUGAUAGACAACGUUUUGUACUGUGUUGGAACUGGGAAGGAGGCAGAGGAAGAGGAACCAGACGGAUGUGUGAUCCUGAAGACGAAAUCCCGUCUCCUCAUCGCCUGCUACCGCGGGGAUAGUGAAGUCCCAAUCAGGACUGCUGAGAGCUCUGCUCAUCAAAUGAUUGAUAGGAAUUUGUAA